AUGAGCAGUAAAGGCCAUUUACCGCCGCGGCGGCGCAGGGUGCACAUCAGAGGAGCAGCGCAUCUGUUGUCGGUGACUGGAGGUUUAAAACGGAAAUAUAUGUGCCCCGCCUGCAUGCAUGCAUGCAUGAGGAGGAAGAAGAAGAAGACGAAGAAGAAGAAGAAGAAGAAGAAGAAGAAGAAGAAGAAGAAGAAGAAGAAGAAGAAGAAGAAGAAGAAGAAGAAGAAGGAGAAAGGGGAGAUGGAAAUGAUUGGAAUCCAGUAA
Messenger RNA from Morchella importuna, 264 nucleotides. RefSeq lists its product as uncharacterized. The transcript is spliced from 2 exons. The coding region runs from base 1 to 264 and encodes 87 amino acids. Lineage: Eukaryota; Fungi; Ascomycota; Pezizomycetes; Pezizales; Morchellaceae. The record is from RefSeq and is a predicted model, not a curated record.